AUGGUUUUCCUCGAAUCAUUCUUUUUAAAAAAUGUCAUCCUAUAUCUCGAGUCUUUAGAUGACGUUUUAAAUUUCAUGUUAAUAAAUCGAACGUGCUGUCAAUCAGUCCAAACGCUCUAUAUAACUCCAUACAGAAUAACACAAACGAAUAACAUUUUAGAUGUGAUGGAUUACUUUCCAAGUCUUGAGACGAUGUAUCUGCACACCCCCAAAACCGCAAUUUUGAGAUCUGUUGGGAAAGAAGUUCCCAAUUUUGAGAUCUGGGUUCCAAAGCCGUAUAGCUCCUUUUCUAACCUUUUUGAAACGAAAUGGCUUCCGCCGAAGAUAAAGAAGUUGCGAGUGUCGUAUCCGGACUUUCUGAGUGUUGCGAAGAACUUUUCUGUCUAUCACAACCUCAAAGAACUUUCACUUGAUUUGUUUAAUAUUCAGUCGCGGGACUUACAAAUAUGUGGCGCAUUGUUAAGUCUUCAAACCCUACGAAGAGUCGUUCUGUAUAUUCCAUUAAGUGCAUUGGACCACUUUUUAAGUCUUAAUUGUGUCGCACGAAAAGAAGUGAACUUUGUGUUUGUUGUUCUGAAGCAAUUUUGUCAGAUUAAAACGACUCCGAACGAGACGGACUUUCAUCCACAAAACUUCAAAAAAAAUUGUGAAAACGUCAAAGUGUUCUUCCAAUUUCUGUCAGAAGAAACAGUCGACUUUGAUUUCCUCCCAAUCACAGAAAGCCAACAGUUUUAUAUUGAAGGCGAAAAUACAGGACUUUUUGUUUGUAGUGAAAUGGCAAAUCAAGUCGAUUUGAUUCAAAGACGAAUUGAUGAAGGAUUGUUCACUCGAGUUGUUUUGUACCAAACAAAGGAGAGGUAUACACUGGCCGUGAUGAAGAAACAGAUACUAAAAAGAGUCACUGCAGAUUUAUCGAGUAUAAUUAAUGUGAAGACUUUUGUUGUGACUCACGUGAAGGUGAGAAAUUUCAUCUUCCCAAAAUGUGUUGAACAUGUGUCUAUCAGUGAUGUGACCGGCUCCUUUACAAUUGAGAGUAAAAAGGUGAAGACUUUUAAGUUGUGUUGUAGUCGAGUGGAUGUCUUUAAUUUGUGUGUUGACAACAUUAGAACUCUUGAUAUUGAAGGCGGGGAGGUUGUUAUACUUCACAGAAAUAACAUUUUCAAUAACACUUUUGUCGUCGAUCUGGAAAAAACUGAAUAUUUCCGUUUCGAGGUCGGAAAGGGUCUACCUAAAGUACUCACAUUUGUGAUUGAGAAUGACGGAAAGAGAAUGAGUGAGGUGAAAGCAAGGAGUUUAAAAUUUGUGAAAGAGGAAGGACGACUUAAUGUGGGUGGUCCUGUUGGUGAUAUCAAUUUAGAACACAUCAAUUUAUCUGUUUUAAAUAUUACUGGUGUGGUGGAAAUAAAAAAUAAUGAAGAAGAAAUUAAUAAUAUUAGAAUUGGAACUAUUGGAAAGGCAAGUUUUUUUAAAGGAGAGUUUAAUACAUUACAAUUGAAGCAGGUCAGAGAACUUAACCUUCAUAACUGUACUAUUCAGAAACUAAAAGUUGAUACAGUGAACAAAUUAAAAGAAGAAAAAACAGUUGUUAAAGAAAAACUAAUAAAAAAUUGGAAACAAAAGUAA
Entamoeba invadens IP1 is the source of this 1623-nucleotide messenger RNA. RefSeq lists its product as hypothetical. The transcript has a single exon. The record is from RefSeq and is a predicted model, not a curated record. The coding region runs from base 1 to 1623 and encodes 540 amino acids. NCBI's taxonomy places the organism in Eukaryota, Evosea, Mastigamoebida, Endamoebidae.